AUUUCGUAGGCGUCGUGUGUGGAUCCCCCAACUCCCACGCCAUUCUCACUUCUCAACACGUAAACCAUUUCUAUAACUUGCCUUCAUAUAACUUCCCAAUCGCCAAUUCACCUGCUCACUUUCCUUGUUUUCAUUCCCAAGAGUCCAACACCUAAGUUACUCCAAUUCUUCUACCAAACAACUUCCAUCAAAUGGAAUAUUUCACCACAUUGCUAUUACUCCUUUCAAUCAUCAUCCUCACCAUCCUUUUAUCCACAAAAUUAUUCACCAAAUCCAACUUACCUCCAGGACCAAAACCAUGGCCUAUCAUAGGCAACAUCCUCGAGCUAGGCAAGUUACCUCAUCAGGCAGUUGACAAGCUCUCAAAAACCUAUGGCCCUAUAUUAUCUCUCAAACUCGGAAGCAUCACUACAAUAGUAAUAUCAUCCCCUGAAAUCGUUAAAGAAAUGUUCCUCGAGCACGACUUAGCCCUUUCUAGUAGGCCUUCCCCGGAUGCUUCGAGGGUGGGAAACCAUAACAAAUUUUCCAUUGUUUGGCUCCCAGUGUCCCCCAAAUGGCGGGACCUUAGAAAAAUUGCUACUAUCCAAUUGUUUACUACUCAACGCCUAGAUUCUAGCCAAGAACUACGGCAGAUCAAGGUGAACGAGCUGGUUGAUUAUGUACGACAGUGUUGUGAAAAGGGUCUACCUGUUGAUGUUGGUAAAGCCGGGUUUACUACCACGUUAAAUAUGUUGUCUAACACGUUUUUCUCCAUGGAUUUGGCUAGCCAUGCUUCUUCGAAUUCGCAAGAGUUCAAGGAUCUUGUUUGGAGUCUUUUGGAAGAGGGUGCAAAGCCUAAUGUGUCGGAUUUUUUCCCGAUAGUUAGAGAAUUGGAUUUGCAGGGAGUAUCGAAAAAUAGAAGGGUGCACAUGAAGAAGCUAAUGGGAAUUUUCGAGGAAAUCAUUGAUGGAAGGUUGACAAAGUUAAAGGAUGUGAAGGAUGAUGUUCUAAGUACUUUACUCAAACUUGUUAAGGAUGAAGAAUUGAACCUUGACGACGUCAAACAUAUGCUCAUGGAUUUAUUUUUAGCGGGAACAGAUACAACCUCUAUCACAUUGGAGUGGGCGAUGACAGAAUUACUUCGCAAUCCAGAAAAGAUGGAAAAGGUUCAAAUUGAGUUGGACAAAGUACUUGGCAAGGAUAGUUCUCUGCAAGAGUCAAUGAUCUCAAAAUUACCAUAUAUUCAAGCAAUAGUGAAAGAAACAUUAAGAUUACACCCACCAACUCCUUUCUUGAUUCCUCACAAAGCAGAAAAAGAUGUAUUGUUAUGCAACUAUUUAGUGCCCAAAAACUCAAUUAUUUGGGUUAAUUUAUGGUCGAUCGCUCGUAGUCCAAGUGUGUGGCCAAAUCCAGAAUCAUUUUCUCCUGAAAGGUUUUUGGAGAUGGAAAUUGAUAUUAAAGGACGAGAUUUCAAACUCAUACCCUUUGGAUCAGGAAGAAGAAUGUGUCCUGGAAUGCCACUUGCUUAUAGGAUGACACAUAUGUUGUUGGCUACUCUUCUUCAUUCAUUUAACUGGAAGUAUGGUGAGGCAAGUCCAAAAGAUAUAGACAUGAAAGAAAAGUUUGGGUUGACGUUGCAAAAGGCUCAGCCACUUCAAGCAAUUCCAAUUCCCAGAUGAUCAAUCUCUUUUAAGGAGUUAGACGAUUUCUUUGUGUCAACCAACUAGUACUUAUCGGAACAUUUAUUGUUAAAUGUGUCUGUUAGAUGUACAUAUGAUGUUGUUAUACUAAGAAAUAACGGUGUUUAAGUGCAACAUGGGACAAGAGGAUUAUGUAAAGUAUCCUAGAUUUUAUUAGGUGCUCCUACACCUAUGUAUUGGUGCAUUUGCACCAAGUCGUCUGUAGAAAACUUGAGACUUGGGAGGCAAGAACUUUACCUCUGUAAAAAAAACGCGUUUUUUGCA
Molecule: messenger RNA, 1943 nt
Organism: Beta vulgaris subsp. vulgaris (sugar beet)
Lineage: Eukaryota; Viridiplantae; Streptophyta; Magnoliopsida; Caryophyllales; Amaranthaceae
Product: cytochrome P450 76AD1
Exons: 2
Coding region: 192-1658 (488 amino acids)
Molecular function (GO): iron ion binding; oxidoreductase activity, acting on paired donors, with incorporation or reduction of molecular oxygen; heme binding
Source: RefSeq, a predicted model, not a curated record